AUGAGCAGCGUCUCUUCCUUCGAACCCGACAAUUCCGACGACUCUGAUUUCUCCGUCGAGUCCAAUCGCGGGCGGCAGCAACGCCGCUCUACUUCCCGAUUUGAAUCCUUUGACGUCAAGUUUCCACUUUCAGAAGAGCGCGAUCUUUCACAAAAUCAUGCAGGCUAUGGUACGGAGCAGGAGGGAAGCGAAGAUGAACCGAAGUCCUCACAAAAUCGAUGGGAGCAACACGAUGCACUUCUCGCGGAUUUAAAGGGAAAUUCCUUAGACCAAUAUGUCACACUGUUAGAGCAAACCGAGCACGAUAUACCAGUCACCAAAUCGAUCGAGGACGACGACAAAUAUCCGAUAACCCAGAAUGGUUCGGUGAUCUGGACCUCGGGAGAAAAGGCACUACUCUUCAAACUCCUCGAUAGGAACGGCAAGAAUGGGAUCCAACAGAUCGCCGCUAUGCUCGGGAGCAAGUCAGAAUUGGAAGUAAUCGAUUACCUCAAACUAAUCCAUAGUGGCUUGGAAGACCAUAAAUGGAAGGAAGCUCCCGAAACAAUAGUUAUGGGUGAAGUUCCCGCUGCCCUGGAAGUGAGCAAGGAAUGCUGCGCUGAGCUUGAGAAAUAUGCGCGGGCACUGGUAAUGAGAGAGGAUCUUGAUCUGGAGCGGGCGCAUCGAUCAACUUAUGAUGCGAAUGCCCUUAUUGCCCACGAGCAGGCCUGGAAACUUGUUGCAGAAAAGGUCAACCCUCCAUUGCGAGGCAGAAUCGAUCUCGCCGCAAAUGUGCUGCACGUUCCAGGCUGGAUAAAUCUCUCUACAAUGCUCUUCAUGAACUUCGGCGGGUCAAGAUCGGAGGAUUGUUGGAGUAACAUCGUUCAAUCAAGAAAUGAGUCUCCCGCUCUACAUGGUGAAGCUCUCAUGGACUUCUAUGCUUUGACAAUGAGCAUCACGCGUCGCUUGGUUCAGUCCGCUAUCUUCUUUGCUAUGUCACGGCUACAUGGUCUGCGCGCAAUGGGUAGAGAGCGCGCAAAGUUCGUUCGAACGAGAGAUGUGCGGGCUGCCAUUGACGUGUUGAACAUGAAACACGACCGAGCUGGUUUCUUUGUCGAUGUUGCGCGUCGAAACCGUCUAGUGAUUACAGACAAUGUGGCUGGCGAGGAGCCUCGGAUUAUGAGCUAUGACGAGGCCCAUGAGAUUCUCCAGAAAGAUGAAGACUCCGACUCUGAACCUGAUCAAGAUGACAUCCCAAGUGGAUUGGAAGAAGACGACGCUCAGUCUGAAUCAGAUUCCGUGUUGUCGGAACCAGCUUCAGGCCCGUCUUCAUUGCCCCCCAUUGAAAGGAACAACAUACCUCUGGACCCCGAAGAAGAUGAUGCAAAUCUCCUCGAUCUAGAGAUGAGUCGCCGCGAAGAAAUCAACCUAUGGCGUUUAUUAGAAGAGCCCGUACCAUCUCGUUUUAAAGUUCCUCUCAUUUCGGAAACCCAAAAUGAAAAGGACAUACUGGUCCACAGAUCUCUCAGAGAUUGGACGUCAACAGAAAACUACAACCUGCGCGACCGCGACUGGCGCGAUCGAACUAUCUUUUGCAGUGAUUGGGAAGCGUACGGAGAUGGUACUCAGGAUCUUGAAGACGACUUGAAUGAGAACCGACGAAAAAGACGCUGGGCUAUGCUUGAGGAAGACAUAUCAGAGGAAAUUGAAAGUCCAAGAAAAAAGCAAGCCCCCGAUGUCAUCACCAUUGACGAUUCAGCCGCGGAGGAUUCUGGAGUCGGCGCAGCAGACGAUGAAGCUCUGACCGAAAUGAGUGACCGCAUGGAUGUCGAUGGAUCCAGUCGUCCUCCAAGUGUUGUGGUGCCGCGCUAUGGAAGUGCAGAAUAA
Messenger RNA from Penicillium pulvis, 1866 nucleotides. RefSeq lists its product as uncharacterized. Gene Ontology annotation, cellular component: RNA polymerase I upstream activating factor complex. Gene Ontology annotation, biological process: nucleolar large rRNA transcription by RNA polymerase I; transcription initiation at RNA polymerase I promoter. The transcript has a single exon. Bases 1 to 1866 code for a protein of 621 amino acids. Gene Ontology annotation, molecular function: RNA polymerase I general transcription initiation factor activity; rDNA binding. The record is from RefSeq and is a predicted model, not a curated record. NCBI's taxonomy places the organism in Eukaryota, Fungi, Ascomycota, Eurotiomycetes, Eurotiales, Aspergillaceae.